Molecule: messenger RNA, 944 nt
Organism: Notothenia coriiceps (black rockcod)
Lineage: Eukaryota; Metazoa; Chordata; Actinopteri; Perciformes; Nototheniidae
Product: transmembrane channel-like protein 3
Exons: 6
Cellular component (GO): plasma membrane
Molecular function (GO): mechanosensitive monoatomic ion channel activity
Source: RefSeq, a predicted model, not a curated record
AUGCUGACGUGUGAGCCGCGGGAUCACCUGGCAGGCUGUGACGGGCCCAUGCUGCUCACGGUGUGGUCCGGUCCCAUGCAGAGGAAGCAGAAGGGGUGCGGAUCAGCCCCCGCGAUCAGGUUCGGUCACUUCGGGCAGGUCAAGGAUCAAGAGAUCAAGGAUUGGCUCCAUAACUCUAUCUCUCUCUCGUCUCAAAAUGCUCAGUGGAUUUUCACUUCCGCCGCUGAAGAGAAAAGGAUGAUAAUCCCGCUGAGUCCAGGGAACUGGUCUGAGUCCAGCUCCUUCCUGGCCACCAUCUCUCAGCCGGAGGGGAACAGCCUCUCCACCCUGGUCUCUGAGAUCUCCGUCUCUGAACAUCGCAACAUCACCAUAGCAACCAUUGCCACGGUGCUGGAUGUUAGGAACACUAGCACCAGCGGCUCAGGGGGUAUCUCCAACCAGACGUCUCUGUUUGAGAAGAACAUCCGCUCUCAGCAGGACCCCUGCUGGGAGACCUAUGUUGGACAGGAGAUGCUGAAGCUGUCCAUCAUCGACAUGAUCUUCACGGUGGCCAGCAUCCUCCUCAUUGACUUCAUCAGAGGUCUGGUGGUCCGCUACCUCAGUGACUGCUGCUGCUGGGAUUUAGAGAGCAAGUUUCCUGAAUAUGGAGAGUUCAAAAUAGCAGAGAAUGUUUUGCAUCUGAUUUAUAACCAAGGGAUGAUCUGGAUGGGAGCGUUUUUCUCCCCCUGUCUCCCUGCCUUUAACGUGUUGAAGCUGAUUGGUCUGAUGUAUCUGAGGAGCUGGGCCGUGCUCACCUGCAAUGUCCCCCACCAGCAGGUGUUCCGAGCCUCCAGAUCAAACAAUUUCUACGUGGCCAUGCUGCUGUUCAUGCUGUUUCUGUGUAUGCUGCCCACCAUCUUUGCCAUAGUGAGGUACAGACCGUCCCAGCACUGCGGACCAUUCAG